CUUUCCUCUGAAUUUUGUUCUCCAUUGCACACAUCCCAACGCGGACUCAACAGACAACUUCGCAUCCCACUUGCCCACCGGUUUCGGUAUUCGAGAGGACUAUAUAGCAGUCUUUCUGCUGAAUGACGUCUUGCGAUAUCUUAUAUAUUACUUUUCCUUGGAAUUGCGGACAUUACACAAAAUGUCGGAAUCUCCCAAAUCACCCCGAAAAUCGCCGUCACUUUCACCUGCCGAAGAGACGGCGCUGUCAGCCCUUACUGAUAUAAGUACGCGGAAUUCCAGCAGUCGAGAGGAGUCUUUGAAAGACAAAGAAAAGUCGAAGAACAUUCGCUCAACGCUUCCUUUGGAACAGACAGCUAGUACAAAGACGCUAUCAGAUACGAAUCAGAGACACGCAGCCGAAGCGAUACAACCAGCAGAUGGCCAGGCGAUUAACAGCCGAUUUUCUUCUGCUCCACCAUUUCCUCCAAUGGUGCCCAUCGGAUUCCCGUAUCCCUUUCCGUUUGUCAAUGGGAACAUGUACCCUGGUCCACCGGGGAAACCACCGUUUCCUCUUCCGAUUCCACCAGGAAGCUUUCCUGCUGUAGCAGGGUACCCACUCCAACUUCCCUCAUCUCACAUAAUGCACACUUCAGCAAUCAGAUCUGCACAGCCGGCAGGCGACGAUCGUGAAAAGACAAACUCCCCUAGCGCACAUAUCCCAACCUAUAUGAAGGAGGAAAAUGAGGCAGACCCUGAACUGCCUGUACAGAACAAAAAAAUUAAAGGAAUGCAAACGGGGAGUGAGGAAAGUGGGGAAGACGAUGGUGUCCAAGCCACCGAGGAAGAACAGCAGCAGAUCAACGCGGCGAUUGCGGCUGCAGAAGCAUUGGGCGUUGGAAAGCGCGAUAUGAAAUACAUGUGUCAAACAUGUUCACGGGUCUUCACUCGGUUGUACAACUUGAAGUCUCAUAUCCGUUCUCAUCAAGGACUGAGACCAUUCAAAUGCAAAUUCUGCUCGGCCUCGUUCACGCGAAACCACGACCUGAACAGACAUGAGCGGACCCAUGCAGAUGUGAAGCCUUUUACAUGUCCUGUGUGCCUGAAGAAAUUUUCGCGCAAGGAUGCCUUGAAACGACAUCAACGGCAAGAUGCAGAAGGCAAACGAGGAAUAUGCGUACCUGUGGCCAAAACAGCAAAUGCAGUCGCAUAAUCUAUAUUUAUUUCCGCCUACUCAUUUAAGUUCUGCUUAUGCAUAUACCCCUAUCGUGCUCACUCCAACUUGUACAAAGCAUUCUGAUUGGUGGAGUACCUGGUUUCUUUUGUAUUAUAAUUGAUUGAUACUUUUUGGAUUCAGCCAAUCUUUUGUUUCCAUUGCUAAAUUGCCUGUUGCAUUCGUAUACCCUUGACUUCGAUUUUCCCCUUUCUUUCGCCCCCAAACUCCGGAAAUAAUG
Spizellomyces punctatus DAOM BR117 is the source of this 1433-nucleotide messenger RNA. RefSeq lists its product as uncharacterized. Gene Ontology annotation, molecular function: DNA-binding transcription factor activity, RNA polymerase II-specific; RNA polymerase II cis-regulatory region sequence-specific DNA binding. The transcript has 3 exons. The record is from RefSeq and is a predicted model, not a curated record. Gene Ontology annotation, cellular component: nucleus. Lineage: Eukaryota; Fungi; Chytridiomycota; Chytridiomycetes; Spizellomycetales; Spizellomycetaceae. Gene Ontology annotation, biological process: regulation of transcription by RNA polymerase II. Bases 182 to 1192 code for a protein of 336 amino acids.